UCGUCGAAUGUGUUGCUAAGCGCAAAUCUCGAGAUCAGCUGAAUCGAUUUCUAGGCGAUGUCGUGGCGGGGGCGCGAAGACCGUGGCACGAGAUGGGAGUCCGAAGACAGGUGGGAAAAUCGUGCACGCUCGCCCGUGUGGGAACCGCGUCGCAGCGACUCGCGCGACAGUCCGAGGCGGUCCCCUGACCGGCACCGCCACACCAGAGACGAUCGCCGCGAGCGGUACGAGCGCGAUUACCGCCGGCACGAAAGGCGCGACCGUGACCGCGACCGCGAUCGCAAACGUUCUCCCAAACGUUACGAUGAUAACGUACCCUACGCCCCUUCCCCUCCCAGCAUUAGCAAUAAGAGUUCGCGCUCCAGUAGUCGCUCGGACAGCCGAGACAAAGACCGUCAUGACGAUUACGACAAAGACAAGUACGGUCAGGACGAUCAGUCGUUGAAUGCCUCUCCAGGUGACUGGAUUUGCAAAUGUGGUUCGUACAACUUUAAACGCCGUCAGGUAUGCUAUCGCCGAACUUGCAAUGGCAAGCGGUCUGAGGGAGUGAUUUACGGCGGAGACGGAGACAAGAGUAACCUGAGCGAGAACGCCGGGAUAACAAAGCGGCUGCUAUUCCGCCGUCUGGAUGCUUUAACUACUGAAGAGAAGAUCUUGGAAGCCAUAAAAGAACGCUGUUCUAAAUCUGUGUUAGAUUCUAUUGCUGGCAUCACUAUUGGUAGAGAAACUUUGACCGGAGCGUCCAAAUGUUUAGCUUAUAUUAAUUUUAACUCCAUAGCUGACUCUACCGCAGCUCAUUCUGAGUUUGUUCACUUGCAACCUCCCCUGCAGAUUGAUGGCCGAGAAGUUCUGGUCAGUUAUUAUAAUGAACCUAAAAAAAUUCCAAAACCCACUAAUUUAGAUUAUUCUUCUUAUUACUCCCAAAUGUCCAAUUAUUCAACAUCUCAGGCUAUGUCUGAAGCGGACAGGGUGAAUGCAGCUGCUGCUGUGGCCCAGUCUGCCAUUUCCGCUGCACAGGCUAGACAUUUGGCAUGGACUCCAGUCCCAGCCUUUGUAGCUUCUACUACUCAAAGCAAUCCUGCAAUUAAAGCACCCACUGGUGAUGGCAAGACCAAGUAUACAGCACCUGAUGUACGCACAUUUAUGUAUGAUGAAACAUCUGGCUAUUACUAUGAUCCUGCCACAGGUCUUUAUUAUGAUGGCAACACACAGUAUUUCUACAACAGCCAAACUAACCAGUACAUGUAUUGGGACGGUACCACAUCAACUUACGUAGCAGCUUCCCAAUCCCAGCAAAUGGACUCCAAGCCGGCUGCUUCCACAGAACCACCCAAAGAGCCUGAAGAAAAGAAAAAGAAGGACAAAGAAGACAAAGUGAAAGUUGCUAAAAAGAUUGCAAAAGACAUGGAGAGGUGGGCGCGGACAUUAAACCAAAAGAAGGAAAAUGCCCGUAGUAAUAUAGUGAUGGAGCAACCACUAGACACCGGCUCCAGUAAAGGUUCAGCAGACAUUGGCUUCUCUGUAUUGGGGGCCGGGCCGUCCAUCACACACGUUAGGGAAAUAUCACCUUCACCAGCUGCUCCUGAUGAAUUCCUGGUUAAAAAAGUCACUGAGCCAAUUGAUGACAAUGAUGAUGGGAUUAUAGACUGGUCUAAACUCACUUGUCUAUUGUGCAAGAGAAGAUUCCCAUCUGCAGAUGUGCUCACCAAACACAAGACAUUCUCUGAACUUCACAAACAAAACCUAGCUGAACAUAGAAAGAUAAAUGAAUUAUUACCACAAUCAAAUGGUUACCGAGAUAGAGCUGCUGAGCGAAGGAUGAAAUUUGGUGAAGAUGAUACUCCAAUAAUUAGAAAACGUUAUGAGCCUCCUGAAGUAACUACACCAGUAUCUGCACACCCUCCUCCAUCUGUGGUAGACACUAUUGGGGGUAAAAUGCUCCAGAAAAUGGGGUGGUCUGAGGGAAGAGGACUAGGUAAGACUGAACAAGGGAGAAUAGCUCCUAUAGAAGCAGAACAGAGACUUGGACUGGCCGGUCUGGGACAGAAAAGAGGCAUCUACACACCCACUCCAGGAGAGACAUACCGAGACACAGUGAAAAAGCUGAUGAUUGCAAGAUAUAAGGAAGUUGUCGGCCAAGAGGAAGGGCAAUAGGUGGGUUACUUUUAUUAUAUUAGUACUGAUUCUUUAUUUUUGCAGGUGUGGAUUUGCAGGUCAGUGUUAAUAUUGCCAACCUGGUGACUUUUGGUUUGGGUUUUUGUAUCUUCAUUUCUCUUGUCGUCUUAAGAAUAACAAGUUAUAAAAGUUGUCAGGAAUUGUCUGAUUCUUAUUUUUCUUUAUUUGGUAUAUCAAUAUUUAACAAACAAAUAAAUGAAAGGCUGUUUCUCAAUUAUUCUGUAUUUCAUCAAACACAAUUUAUUUAUAAAACUGAAUAUACCUUGAAGAAAAUGUGCAUAUGAUAUUUUGACAUUCAUGGCGGGUAAAAGGUACACUGGUCAACAAAUAUGAUGUCUAAUUGUUUGAUUCUGCCCCACAACACUAGAUGACGCCGCGACAGUGCCCACUGUGACGAACACCAAUCAGUGCUUACGGCCCGAUAUCAUGGUGAGUAUAAUUUGUAUGCUUACACUAUAUACUGAUAUCUAAUCCUAUUUUUCCCUACAGGUGAUAAAUAUCACGAAUUUUUCGAUUGGCUUCGACAUUUUUUAUGUGUUUCUCUUACAGCUUUACAAAUUAAAUUUAAAAUUUGGUAUUUUUAGUGAAAAAUGUAUAAAUGAAUAAAAAACAAAAUUCUAGAAUUUUGGGGUCUUGGAUAUGAAUACUGACUUUAGUCUUUAUUCUGACGUGAUUUAGGUCUAUUAUAGGUUAAAAGUGUGUAAUUAUCAGUAUAAUUGUGCUAAAAUGUCUAGCUACACUAGGGUAUAUUAUGCAAAUCUGCCCGAAGCCAAAGAAGCAAUGCCAGCGGACAAUAAGACUGCACCGUUAUUGUGAUAAACUGUGAUAUUUUAGUGAAUGUGAAGAAAAGGCGAAUUGUUUGUGUGACAACUGACCAACACUGAUGAGUAUGACCAUUUAUAUUACAGAGCCUACGUCGAGACGCCCGGAUCCGCGUGCCAAACAAUUGUUACAAACUUCUUUGUAUAUUAAUAGUGUAAGAUUUUGAACAAAAAUAAAACAGUCGAAAUCGUUUAAUACGGACAACAAAAAUACCUGUUGUAAAAAUGGUUUUCCCCAGUGACGAAAGUUUUUUUAAUCCAUUAUUGUGUCAAACUUUUACCAUUUAUGUGACUAAAAUAAUUCAACAUACAUUAUGUUAUAGUUAUGUCCGUUUGCAUUCCUAUCUGAAUUAAUUUUACCUCUACAAAUGUUUCAAUAAGUUGUAUGUAACACUUAUACAUUGAAUAUGGGUUGAUAAAUUACCGUUCAUCUAAAAAUAUUUACCUUUUAUAGUUUUUCUUGAAGCAAUAUUUGAAACAUUUGCUUGUGGUACAAAAUUUGUAUGUCCAAAUCCUAGUUUUAUGUUUAUGAAAAUUUAUUAACAACAAGACAACAUUUAUGUAGUUUUUGCAAAUUUUGUUAUAACGAUUUCGACUGUACACUGUCACACCAAAACCCGAUAGUAGUUAAGCCAGUUCAGUACUUACACAAAUAAUGUUCCUAGUUGAACGGCAUUACUGUUCAGGUUGCGUAUAUACAAACAAUAUUACACAGAUAUUGUACUGCAAUCUUCAUCAAACAGUCGUACGAAAUAUGUUUUGAGUGAGCGCAUUAAAAUACAUCAUUUAUAGAUAUAGUUAGUAUUGUCUAUUUAAGAGUUUGUAUUGUCUAUUUAAGAGAACCUUUGUUACAAUUAUGUUCGUGCACAUUUCCCUUUCAGAGUCGCGUUGAUCCGGAUCAAUAUUUACAAUUAUCACCCAACAUGUAGCCCAAUAUCACCCAAUAUCUGCCAAUGUCACUAAAUAUAUAUCUCCCAAUUUUAUCCAAUAUCACAAUAUCUCCCAAUUUUACCCAAUUUUAUCCAAUAUCUCCCAAUUUCACCCAAUAUCGCCCAAUUUCACCCAAUAUCUCCCAAUUUCACCCAAUAUCUCCCAAUUUCACCCAAUAUCUCCCAAUUUCACCCAAUGUCACUUUGUAUCCUAUAUUGUAAUUAGAAAUCCUCAAGUUGUUGGGUUACGAUAGAACAGCUCUACAAUGAGCCAGCUAGCGUCAGAAAUAAUUCAAGCAAUCAAAAAUAUAUAACGGGAUUGUAUAUACGCAUCCAGAAUAGUAACAUGUGCAAGUAACUUGAAAAGGACUAGCACAAUCUUGAAAUAACUGAUUAUAUUUAAUUAAUUAAAUUAAUGUAUAUAUUUGAAGACUUCUUGGAACUUAUUAAUAGUAUUUUAAUUGAAAUGGAAUUGAGAACAUUUCUCAAAAUUUUAUAACAUAAGUCAUUACUUGAGGAGCCUUAUUUAAUUUUUACUAAUAUACUUACCCCAGAAGUUCUUCAUACAAAACAUUUAAUUUUCAUAAAUAUAUUUUUUUAUGGUAGAUGUAAAGUAGAUAAAUGUAUUUACUAUCUUAUUGUUAAAGUGGCAAUGGGAGUAAAAAGAAAAUAUGGUGUCCGAGGUAGAUGGGGAUAAAAUAAAUAAAUAAACAUUGAGAUUACACAGAUAGUAUAUUAUUUGUAAUAUAUGCCAGUUCUGGCAAUGGAAAAGUAUUAUGGUAGCCGUUUAUCUGUGUGAUUAUAAUUAAAUGGAUAAAUUUAUCUUUUUUACUCCUUAAGUUUUUGGGCCAACAAUUAGCUCUGUUUAUAAGCAGGAGUGUUGUAAAUAUAGUAUGUAAUAUUUAAUGCAUUUAAUUAUGAUUUAGGAUAAUUAUAUUUCAGUAGUGACAUUUUGGAAAACCUGUUUAUUACAAAGUGUGGCAUUGUUAAUUGGAUUUAGACUGGUAUCUUAUAUGUACAAUUUUAAAUUAGUGUUUAUUUUUAACAGUUGCUGUUUUUUUGUAAUUUAUUAGGAUUACGAUAAAAUCUCGAAUUAUCUUUUCAUUCUUAUCUAGAUUUGGCUCAGCAACUUCACCAAUAUAAGUAGUUGUAUAGAAAAAGUAAUUCACACUGGAAGGAUUUUUAAAUUGUCGCUGUUGAAACACUCAGAACAAUAAAAAAAAUAGAUUACUUAUGUAAAAAUAGUUUUUUUAAACGAUUGAUUAAUUCGAAAAAAUAGUUUCCUUAGAAAAACAUGUGUAAAUAAUGUGACCUUAUUGCAGCUAGUGUUACUGGGUUAUAAGAGUAAAUCUUGUGCCCAGUGAGAACGCAGUGAAAUUCCGUUCAGUAAUUUCACAAACUUCGGACUACUCUUACCAAAACAUGUUAAAUGUACCAGAUAUGGCACGCUUUCUUGUCGCAAUAUACGUAGUUACCUAAGACGAAUUAUGUUUAUUCUAAAUGCCAUAAUUAUAAUUAAAGAAGCACCAAAUAUAUCUCAAAUCAACUAGUUUUAUUCAUUGAAUUUUAGGCUUUGGCGUAACCAGCUUUCAACAUAGGGGCAUAUUUUGGUUUUGGUUUGGGGGCUAAGCGAAAAUUUCAUAUCCCUGGUCCCUAAAUCUUACAAAUGCAGGUGUAAAUUAGUAUUUUUGUUAAAUCCAGGGGCGAAUAUUUGCACUUUGCACUCCUCUGCUCUCUCUCAAGUACGCCCAUAAUUUUAUGUAUAUUUGGAAUGUAGUUUUAGAAAAUAUUUUAUAAAAACUAUUCUUAUUCUUACAUUGUACCAUGUAGAGUAAUAAAAAAAAAUAUUCUUUUAAGGCUAGUUUACACAGGUUAGAUAGCAAGUUCAUAUUAUUAUGUCAGUGGUAUUGAAUUUUACUGCUUAUGUGAAAGGGCUCUUAUCGAACUCUAUGACUUCUGCGGGUAUUAUAGUACAUUCGAUUCCUUGUAUCUCUGUGCAAAUUCUAGAAUUAAAAUAAAUGCAAACCAGUCUUGUUGGUAAUGGUACACAUUUAAUACUUACCUUGUGCAUUGCCCGGGGUUUAUUAGCCUUUAGCCUCAAGUCACAAAUGAGAGUUGAAAAAAAAACGAGUCUUAGAAAUAUUUUGUCGAAAUGUAAGAUAUUUGUUAAAAUUACUUUUUGUGUCUCUUACGUAACCGAAGAGAGCACGGGUACGGUGCCAAGGCCCUCCAAAUGUUUGACCCAAGUUAUUUGGAGUGUAGGUGUUUCGUUAGUAAACUCGUAUAAUAGGGAACGUGUAGGUACGACAAAAGCUCUGCUAUAGUUACGCAAAAUGAAAUAUUUACCUUUCAAUAUUUGGCAUUGUUUUUAAAAAUAAAUAUAUUAUUACUGUUGAUAUAGAAGUGAAUUAAAAUUAAGUUAAACAUUAAUAAAUGAUGUAUGUUUGGAUGCUGUAACUAACAAUAAAAUAACAAUACCUACUUAAAUUCCAUGGUUAUGGGAAAAACUACCAAAAUUAAUAAACAUGUUAUUUGUAAAAAUAAAUAAGUUUUAGUUAACAUUUAAUACAAACAAACCUGAAUCUUACCGAGUUGCUUCAAUAACAUACAAAAGCAGGCUUUAAAUAAAAAAAAAAAAAACAUUUUGGUCAAACUAUUAAUAAUAAUGGCCCAUAUUUUAUCAUUUUUGUCAUAUAAAAAAUAUAUGAACUUAAACAAAUUACAGGUCGGUAAAGUUUCAUUUUUUAUCCUUACUGUGGCCCUCGUGUCUGUUUUGUGCUGCUACCAUUAGUUCGUCCAUGUUCCCUAUAGUGCACAGGCAACUGUGAGGACAAAACUUUGGAAAAAACAAUAAUUUGAAAACUGAUUAUUUUUUUUUUUAUACAAGCGAUGUCACUAGUUUCCCGUAAGAGAGCGCCGAUAACAUAAUCUCAUCAUCUAAUUCAUUAGAUUACGAUUCUAAAAGAAAAAAUACGAUGCAUACUCUACGCUUAAAACCUGGCGGAUAUGCAAAAUUUGAGUAUUAAGGUUUUCUUCGCAAUGGAACGAAUUUUCAAUAUGCAUUGCUCAUAUGUUCGCUUUUGCGUCCAUAUUUUUCCACAAUACUCCAUCUAACUGUAGUUGCGAUGAGGUAUGACUUUUCAUGUUGUAAUAUAUUUUAUUUGUUAGAUUUUAAUGGAAUAAAUUUCUUUUAUAUGAA
Manduca sexta (tobacco hornworm) is the source of this 7124-nucleotide messenger RNA. Its product is annotated as RNA-binding protein 5-like. Lineage: Eukaryota; Metazoa; Arthropoda; Insecta; Lepidoptera; Sphingidae. Gene Ontology annotation, biological process: mRNA splicing, via spliceosome. The record is from RefSeq and is a predicted model, not a curated record. Gene Ontology annotation, molecular function: RNA binding. Gene Ontology annotation, cellular component: nucleus.